This is a messenger RNA of Drosophila serrata, 1137 nucleotides long. RefSeq names its product hatching enzyme 1.2. Gene Ontology annotation, biological process: proteolysis. The record is from RefSeq and is a predicted model, not a curated record. Gene Ontology annotation, molecular function: metalloendopeptidase activity; zinc ion binding. NCBI's taxonomy places the organism in Eukaryota, Metazoa, Arthropoda, Insecta, Diptera, Drosophilidae.
AUGAAUCCAAAGGUAUAUCUAGUCCUAGCUCUGGCUUUAAGCACCUGCCAGGCUUUUCCUUUUGUGUCCUACGAUGACGAGGAUGACACGGAAGUAGUGGAGUUGCCAGGAAUCGAGGAGGCGCCUCCGAAACUGGGCCAGGACAUCAUUGAUCUCACACCGCUGGGCACAGCUCUCUUUGGCAAACCGGAUGAGGAGAUGACAGCCGCUCUGGUGGGUAACUUUAGUGCCGACACGGAUGAGAUGAAUCCCGAGGAGCUGGGCACCUAUCUGGAGGGUGAUAUGCUGGUGCCCCAAACGGAUCUGAUCAUGAAGAAUGGCCUGCCCACUCAGUCCUCCCGGUGGCCCAAUGGCGUUGUCCCUUACGAGAUCCGUGGCAGCUUCAAUGCCCGCGACAUGGCCACCAUUGAGAAUGCCAUUGCCGAGUACCAUCGUCGCACCUGCAUUCGCUUUGUGCGUCGCAGCUCGGAGCGGGACUACAUCUCCAUUCGAGGCGACAACUCGGGCUGCUGGUCCUCGGUGGGUCGUGUGGGUGGCAAGCAGGAGGUGAAUCUGCAGUCCCCUGGGUGCCUUAGCCGUCCCGGUACCGCCAUGCACGAGCUGAUGCAUGCCCUGGGCUUCCUGCAUGAACAGAAUCGCAUGGAACGUGAUGGUUAUGUGGCUAUCCAGUAUAACAACGUCCAGUCCUCGGCGAUGAAUAAUUUCGAGAAGGCCGCCCGCACUGAGGCCUUUGGAGUGCCCUAUGAUUACGGCAGUGUGAUGCACUACUCCAAGAAUGCCUUCUCCAUCAACGGUCAGCCCACUAUUUUGGCCAUGCAAGCCAAUGGCGCAGAGAAGAUGGGUCAGAGAAAUGGCUUCUCGGAAAUGGAUAUCCAGAAACUCAACCGCAUGUACGAUUGUGGAACUGCCAAUGCUGCUCCAUUUGCUCCCGCUCCGGCUCCUGUUCCUGGAGUCGCUCCUGGCGCUGGUGCUGCUGCUGGCAGUGGCAAUCCCAUUGUGGACAGCUUCCUGGGCGGCCUAAUCAGCGGCUUGGGCUUGGGUGAAGAGCAGGAGAAGACCAGCUCCUAAACAAAAUAGAACUUGGCCACAGAAACUACUAGCUACGUACGAUCACCAUCUCUCCGAAAAUAUUUAAUG